Molecule: messenger RNA, 1587 nt
Organism: Lotus japonicus
Lineage: Eukaryota; Viridiplantae; Streptophyta; Magnoliopsida; Fabales; Fabaceae
Product: 26S proteasome regulatory subunit S10B homolog B-like
Exons: 10
Coding region: 70-1272 (400 amino acids)
Biological process (GO): positive regulation of RNA polymerase II transcription preinitiation complex assembly
Cellular component (GO): cytosolic proteasome complex; proteasome regulatory particle, base subcomplex
Molecular function (GO): ATP hydrolysis activity; ATP binding; proteasome-activating activity
Source: RefSeq, a predicted model, not a curated record
UAUGUAAAUGCAAAGUGCAAUCUCACUGUUCUAUUCUUCAGAUUUGUUUUCUGCAACCAACUCACAACAAUGACAGACGCUGCCGCUGAAGACGCCGCAAAACGCCGUAGUGCUGCGGCGGCGUACCAGAAGAAGCUCCUUCAACACAAGGAAUUGGAAUCCCGAGUACGAUCAGUGAGGGAGAAUUUGCGAGCUUCGAAGAAAGAGUACAAUAAAACUGAAGAUGACUUGAAGUCUCUUCAGAGCGUUGGACAGAUCAUUGGCGAAGUUCUCAGGCCUCUGGACAAAGAACGCUUGAUUGUUAAAGCAAGCAGCGGGCCUAGGUAUGUGGUUGGCUGCCGCAGUAAGGUAGACAAGGAAAAACUGACGUCCGGCACGCGAGUCGUUCUUGAUAUGACGACACUCACCAUAAUGCGAGCCCUUCCACGUGAAGUCGAUCCAGUGGUUUACAGCAUGUUGCAUGAGGAUCCUGGUAAUGUUAGUUACUCCGCCGUUGGUGGUUUAUCUGAUCAGAUAAGGGAAUUGAGAGAAUCAAUUGAACUUCCUCUGAUGAAUCCUGAACUCUUUCUUCGAGUUGGAAUUAAACCUCCUAAGGGUGUUCUCCUUUAUGGGCCUCCUGGUACCGGUAAAACAUUGUUAGCUAGAGCAAUUGCCAGUAAUAUAGAUGCUAACUUCUUGAAGGUUGUCUCAAGUGCAAUAAUUGAUAAGUACAUUGGAGAAAGUGCCAGGUUGAUACGAGAAAUGUUUGGGUAUGCCCGUGAUCACCAGCCCUGCAUCAUUUUUAUGGAUGAGAUCGAUGCCAUUGGCGGUCGUCGUUUUAGUGAGGGAACAAGUGCAGAUCGUGAGAUUCAAAGAACACUAAUGGAGUUGCUAAAUCAACUUGAUGGGUUUGAUCAACUUGGGAAGGUUAAAAUGAUAAUGGCAACAAACCGGCCUGACGUACUGGACCCUGCUCUUCUGCGUCCAGGUAGAUUGGAUAGAAAAAUAGAAAUCCCAUUGCCAAAUGAACAAUCAAGGAUGGAAAUUCUGAAGAUUCACGCUGCUGGGAUUGCUAAGCAUGGUGAAAUAGAUUAUGAAGCUGUUGUUAAGCUUGCUGAGGGAUUUAAUGGGGCCGAUCUUCGAAAUGUCUGCACGGAAGCUGGAAUGGCAGCAAUUCGUGCAGAACGUGAUUAUGUGAUCCAUGAAGAUUUUAUGAAGGCUGUUAGAAAACUAAAUGAGGCAAAGAAACUUGAAUCCAGUGCUCACUACAAUGCUGAUUUUGGGAAAGACUAAAAACUGCGUUAAAAUUCUCAGAGCCAGGAUACGUAGGCAGUGCAUUUUUUUAGGCCAGAAGGUCAGACCUUGGUAAGUAGUAGCCUUUUUGGGCUAUGCUUUGUAGUUUGUACUAUCUGAAAAUGCAGUUAGAUGAAAAAAUUAUCAACCAAAAAUCAGAUGGUGUUCAGUUGAGUUAUUUUCCUAAACAAUUGCAUUGGUUUUUAGUUUUGUAUUGGACAUAUUACUGAUAUUUGAAAUGGGUCUUAACUUUGAGUUUCUCCCCAUUUAAGAUUGAAGACAGCUUAUUAAAUCAAUUUGCAUAGUUUAGUGUUG